UCUUUGUUGUACCAACAGCAUAUAUGAAGGUGAGGUUACCAUGUCACCAUAUUUAUCUUUCAAAAUCAAAUAUAAUAUAGCUAGUAAACUAUAUAUAUAUAGCUUGGUUGUUCCACAAAAGACAAAAAAAUAUAAUAUGAUGUCAAUGUCAACCAUAGGGAUUUUUCCAAUUGCUAUAUAAAUGCAAGCUAAUUAACUUUGCUAAUGAAAUAGAAACAUAGUUGCAUAGACUUGUUAAAUCACCAUUAAUUAAGCUUCAAAAUGUAUAAUGGUGCACAAAUUCCAUACAUUAAUGGUCCACCAACUGGAAGAUGGACAACAGGUUUAUUUGAUUGCUGUGAAGAGCCUGGAAAUAGCUGUUUAACUUGUUGCUGUCCACGUCUCACCUUUGGUCGAAAUGUUGAGAUCAUAGACCAAGGAAGAACAUCUGCUACACAAGCUCGAUUGAUAUUUUGUGCCCUUGGUUGUUUUGGACUUGGAAGCAUAUAUUCAUACAGAUUUAGAAGUGGACUAAGAGCCCUAUACAAUUUACCAGAAGAACCAUGCAUGGACUUUUGUGUUCACUAUUGUUGUCCUAUUUGUGCCCUUUGCCAAGAAUAUAGAGAACUCAAAAACCGUGGACUCGACCCCUCAAAAGGUUGGAAAGCAAAUGAGGGAAAAAUGAAGACCAACCAAGUGCCUCCACAAGUUGCAAUGGGCAUGACUCGCUAGAAUUAAGAGAUCUUCUUGAACUCAAUUAUUCAAUGUUGUUGUUUUUUCUAGAUCUUACAAAGAACUUAAUUUGUUUACCUAAUUAUCAAUAUUUUGGUUAUUUUCUAUUUGAUGUUUAUGUGAGCAAACGAGCUUUGUUUUUCUAUUUCAUGUGUUAUUUGUUUAUUUCAUUUCAUUUGCAUUACAUAAGGGAUAUGCAUUUUACAUUGUUGUUGAA
Cicer arietinum (chickpea) is the source of this 928-nucleotide messenger RNA. Its product is annotated as protein PLANT CADMIUM RESISTANCE 7. The record is from RefSeq and is a predicted model, not a curated record. Lineage: Eukaryota; Viridiplantae; Streptophyta; Magnoliopsida; Fabales; Fabaceae.